Molecule: messenger RNA, 997 nt
Organism: Daucus carota subsp. sativus
Lineage: Eukaryota; Viridiplantae; Streptophyta; Magnoliopsida; Apiales; Apiaceae
Product: ras-related protein Rab7
Exons: 7
Coding region: 146-769 (207 amino acids)
Cellular component (GO): vacuolar membrane
Molecular function (GO): GTPase activity; GTP binding
Source: RefSeq, a predicted model, not a curated record
AGUACUCACAAAUAACAAGUUUUGAUGAUUGAUAUGAUGAUUAGCAGAACACAACUGUCAAAUUAUGUUUCUGUCAGCAACGACUCACUUAUAUAACACAUUCAUAUGCAUCAGAAGCUGAAGCACAAAUAGUUGACUCAUAAUCAUGUUGACUCCACAGAGAAGUUUACUCAAGGUCAUUGUUCUUGGUGAUAGUGGGGUGGGGAAGACAUCUUUGAUGAAUAAAUAUGUGUACAACAAGUUCAGUCAACAAUAUAAAGCAACAAUUGGAGCUGAUUUUGUGACAAAAGAGUUGCAAAUUGAUGAUAAGCUAGUUACUCUGCAGAUUUGGGACACGGCAGGGCAAGAGAGGUUUCACAGCCUUGGCGUCUCGUUUUAUCGAGGGGCGGAUUGCUGCAUUCUUGUUUAUGAUGUUAACAUACACAAGACAUUCGAAACACUCCAGACCUGGCAUCAAGAUUUUCUUAGACAGGCUGAUCCGAUUAAUCCCGAGUUAUUUCCAUUUGUGCUGCUGGGGAACAAAGUAGACGUCGAUGGUGGGAACAGUCGAGCAGUCUCGGAGAAGGUAGCCAGGGACUGGUGUGCUUCCAGAGGAAAUAUACCGUACUUUGAGACAUCGGCGAAAGAGGGCUACAAUGUGGAUGAUGCAUUCCUGUGUGUUGCGCAGACUGCACUUGCUGCAGAACACCAUGAUCAAGACAUUUAUUUUCAAAGAAUCCCUACGACGGUAUCGGAAAUAGAAGAACGACGGGGAGGUUGCGCAUGCUAGAGCUUGUGAAUGCUUAUGGUAGAAUUCAAACGAGGUGGAGGCAUUGACUAUUGAGUAUUGAGCAUUACUAACUUCCAUCCUAGCAUUCUCGAACAACCUUGUAUAUUUAAUUUUUUAAUUUUGUGCUUUCUAAGUUUCGAACAGUUGUGAAGAGGAGGUUUAUUUGUUCUGGUGGAUUUACUUCGGAAAACAAGAGCAUUAAUUACUAUAGAAUAUAUUUACUUUGUU